Salvia splendens (bonfire salvia) is the source of this 549-nucleotide messenger RNA. RefSeq lists its product as uncharacterized. The transcript has 3 exons. Lineage: Eukaryota; Viridiplantae; Streptophyta; Magnoliopsida; Lamiales; Lamiaceae. The record is from RefSeq and is a predicted model, not a curated record. Bases 1 to 549 code for a protein of 182 amino acids.
AUGGAGUCGCAGGCUCAUUCAGCUCAAGAAUCUGCUAUUGGUUUUCUAAAUUCCAUUCAUAUACUAAAAGGCAAUACCUAUGCAUCGUGGAGAAGCAAGGUAUUGAUUGGUUUGGGGAUUGCAAAUUUAGACUAUGCACUUCGAACGGAGCAACCCGCCCCUCUUACUGAUGAAAGUUCCGACGAGGAUAAACGGAAUUUUGAGAGGUGGGAACACUCCAAUCGCAUGAGUCUUAUGAUUAUGCAACAUGCUAUCCCUGAAAACUUUCGUGGUACUGUCCCGAAAGAAGCAACUGCUAAGGAAUUCCUCGAGACCAUUGAUAUGAAUUUUGCAAGCAAUGAAAAGGCCGAAACGGCUUCAUUGAUGCAUAAACUUGUGACUAUGAGGUAUAAUGGCCGAGGAGAAAUUCGGGAGCACAUUAUGGAAAUGUCAAACACUGCUUCAAAGCUUACGGCACUUAAUUUGACGAUCAGUGAUGAUCAACUAGUGCAUUUGGUUAUGAUAUCUCUUCCUCAUCAAUUUGAUUACUUCAAAAGGAAGAGAGGUUGA